This is a messenger RNA of Cotesia glomerata, 1964 nucleotides long. RefSeq names its product gustatory and pheromone receptor 32a-like. NCBI's taxonomy places the organism in Eukaryota, Metazoa, Arthropoda, Insecta, Hymenoptera, Braconidae. Bases 720 to 1940 code for a protein of 406 amino acids. Gene Ontology annotation, biological process: sensory perception of taste. The transcript is spliced from 9 exons. Gene Ontology annotation, cellular component: membrane; dendrite; axon. The record is from RefSeq and is a predicted model, not a curated record.
GUAUUCACAUACCGACGGAAUUAUCAAGUUGAAAGCGCCGUGUCGAGGGAUUUUCUCAGUUUACUUUUUCCAUUCACGUGUCAACUAUUAUCACAGUCUACUCUUGUUUAAUAAUUCAUCAGUUCGCGACGUAGAGUAAUAUUUAGUAGCACGUGUGCGCGCGUGCAACCGCGAACGACACGCAAACCUUUAUGUGCUUAACUUGCAAUUCUCUUUUAUCUCAUCAGAAGACAUCCACAUGUCGCUCUAAAAAAUACAAAUAAGAGAAUGAAGCUUGAAGGAAUGAAGGUAAAUAAAAGCCAAAGUUAAUGGAAGAAGAAAAAUAAAAAAUAAAAAUAAACAAAUACCAGAAGCCAGGAAUUUUGUCGCUGUUACGCUUUCUUUGUGAUCCUUGGAUAUUAUUAGAAAUUUUAUAGCUUCUCAAUCUUUUGAGGAGAUAUUUAUGGUCACAAGCAUAAAAGAAAAUCUAUAUUCGAUUGAAUCUCUGGUUCUUAUUUAAUACGAUGUCGUUUAUUCAAUGGCAGAUUCUUUUCAUAUUUAUUCAGUGUUUUUUUUUCUCUCCAAUCAAUAUCAAGCAUCAGCGAAGUGCUUUAAUAACUAACGACUUUACAGGAAUCCAUUUCUUCGCUCUUUUUUACCUAGAUAUUUGAAUCAGAUUAUACCAUAUUUAUGUGCAAUAGAAUGCUUACAACCCGCAAAUAAAUUAUUGAUCAAAUAAUAUGGCUAUCGCUCACAAAAUCAAACACGGGAACAGAAUGUUGAGUCAAGUUCACAGACAAACAGGAAGACCAUUAACGCAGCGCAUAUUGUCCCAUAUACGUCGUGCAAAAGAAAACGAAUAUCGUGGCUCAAAUUCGCCUCUCUACAAGUCAAUAUGUCCACUAAUUUACGCGACUCGCGUGUUUGGACUAGCGCCGUAUGAAUUUGAGAAUAAUAAACUCGUCCCAUCAAAUUCUUACUUGAGUUUUGCAUUUUUUUGGUUCUGUGUCUACACCUACGUCAUCUGGCGUUACGUUGACGGCGUUUUGGAUCCCAAAACAAAUAUGAAGACAACUCUUUAUCAUACGCAAUUCGUUAAAACUAUGGGUAAUUACUUGGUAGCAAUAACGGACUUAAUAGUUUGCAUAAGUACACGAAAAGAAAUAAGUUGGAUUUGGAAUAAAAUCGAAGACUACGACCAAGCAAUGCGAGAUCUAGGAUACGCGAGAAAUGAAAAAGAAACUCGGGUGGUGGUUUGGUUUAUAAUCGGAUUCAACAUCGUAAUUUGGGGAGUAAUAAACAAUCUAGGAAUGGCUGCAUUUAACGAGAGUUUUUUUUAUAACGUGACAUACAUGAUGGUGUACGUAGGAGUUGCUGUUGCAGUAACUAAAUUCUCGGGACUUGUAUUGAUACUCGGCCAGCGAUUCAAACAGUUGAAUGAAAUCAUCAAGAGUCGUGUUUACAAAUCGCGGUGGGUACACGUUGACCCCAUUAUCGAUGACAAACUCGUGGAUUGUCUUCACAGCGAGCUUACUGCUGUUGGAAUGAAGCUCAACAAUGCCUACAAAUGGUCGUUGAUACUUUGGUUGGGGAAUUUGAGCUUUCACAGUGUUUCUUCUUCUUAUUUCGUUAUUGAUUGGUUAAUGGAUGGGAACUUUCGUCUGAAUCUUAUUAAUUGUCUUCUUGGUUGGUUCGUAGCUAUGGUUUCUCAAAUUUUUUUACUAAAUUACUCUUGCCACUACACGUCUAGCGAGGCAAACUGCAUGAGCUACAUAAUGCUAGGAUGGAAACGUUGGCUCUACACCCACGAUAGCAAGAUGGAAGUGGAAACUUCUCUUCACCUGGUGAAUCGUCAGCUACAUUUCUCUGCAGAUGGAUUCUUUUAUGUUAAUCUACCUCUGUUUCAUUCGAUAACGGCUGUGUUAGCGACCUACUUAUUUAUUCUUCUUCAAUUUGAUUAAGCAAAUAAUAAGCGAGUUUUUUUU